AUGCCUGAGGUGGCAGCUGUGGCGAAGGGUAAUGCUUCCCACAAGGCAUCGAAACUGACGCUGACUAAAGUCACUAAGAAGCUGCCUAAGAAGCGGAGAAAAUCUCGCAAGCAGAACUAUUCCACUUGCGUAUACAGGGUGCUGACUCAGAUCUACCCUUCUAUCAGGAUCUCGUCCAAGGUCAUGAGUGGUAUGAAUUCCCUCAUUGUCAACAUUUUCGAGUGCACUGUCUCCGAGUCUUCGCACCUCAUUCACUACAAGUGCCACACCAUCUCAGCCAAGGAGAUCCAGAGCGCCAUCCGCCUCAUGCUGCCAGGGGAACUGGCCAAACACGCUGUCUCCAAAGGCACCAAAAUGGUCACCAAAUACACCAACUCCAUUUUGGUCGAUCAUUCUAUAGAUUAUUAA
This is a messenger RNA of Carcharodon carcharias (great white shark), 408 nucleotides long. RefSeq names its product histone H2B type 1-L-like. Gene Ontology annotation, molecular function: structural constituent of chromatin; DNA binding; protein heterodimerization activity. Gene Ontology annotation, cellular component: nucleosome. The record is from RefSeq and is a predicted model, not a curated record. The transcript has a single exon. NCBI's taxonomy places the organism in Eukaryota, Metazoa, Chordata, Chondrichthyes, Lamniformes, Lamnidae. The coding region runs from base 1 to 408 and encodes 135 amino acids.